Molecule: messenger RNA, 1121 nt
Organism: Meriones unguiculatus (Mongolian gerbil)
Lineage: Eukaryota; Metazoa; Chordata; Mammalia; Rodentia; Muridae
Gene: Smco3
Product: single-pass membrane protein with coiled-coil domains 3
Exons: 3
Source: RefSeq, a predicted model, not a curated record
CAUUCCACCAGAAGCUUCCAGAAGAGCCCACAUGAAAAAGCCCUCAACAAUACUUCUAAACAACUGUGGGGAAACACACUUGGGAUACCCUGCAAGUUCCUGUAGCUUUUGGUAAAUGAUGCACCAGGUGUCUAUAAAUUCCCCUGAAAAGUUUUUUUGAAAAGAUGACCAGCAAGAAGAAGUAGAGCAGCAAGGAAUUGGAGGCUGUAGCUGAAACAUGGCUCAGAGUGACUUCCUCUACCCAGAAAACCCAAGGAGGCGGCAGGAGGUGAGCCGCCUUCACCGGCAGCUCCUGGACUGCUUGUCUGACAGCUUCCAGGUCACCAACAAGCUCACCGGGGUUCUCAACACCCACCUGGGUUGUAGGCUGGACUUCAUUGAAAUGAGAAGAGAUGGCACCAUUAAAGAAAACUGUGACAUCAUUAUCCAAGCAGUGAUCAAAAUCCAAAAAGAACUGCAAAAGGUUGACGAGGCACUGAAAGACAAGCUGGAGCCAACCCUCUAUCGGAAGCUUCAGGAUAUUAAGGAAGGAGAGACAGAGAAGAUUGCAAUCGUACAAAAGGUAAUUUCUGUCAUCCUUGGAGAAGCUACUUCUGCGGCCAGCGCAGUGGCUGUCAAACUCGUGGGCUCAAAUGUCACAUCUGGCAUAAUUAGCAAGCUGGUCACGGUGCUCGCUCACAUCGGGACCUCUCUCCUCGGCAGCAUUGGCGUUGCCGUGCUUGGCCUUGGCAUAGACAUGAUCGUCUGAGCCAUCCUGGGAGCAGUGGAGAGGACGCAGCUUCAAGCAGCCAUCAAGAGCUACGAGACGCAUCUGGUGGAAUUCAAGGCCGCCUCAGAAAAGUACCACCAUGCCAUCACUGAGGUCGCUGGUGCUGUGAAGCGCCAGUUAAGAUGAACGGUCACAUGUCUACCGCGGGGCUAGCUCUCUGCUUCCCUCUCCAUCAUGCUUACUUCUUUACCUACUUUCAUUCCCCAAGUGCCUCCGAGAUGACCACAGAUAGAAUAAAAAUUUGGAAUUCUUGGGAUCUGUGUCAACGAGUGCCCGAAUCAGCUGUCCUAGCCCCCGGGCGAUAAGGCUCUAUCUAGUUUUCUUACCCUGCUCUCAGAACCACUGGGGUGUA